Molecule: messenger RNA, 2013 nt
Organism: Scatophagus argus
Lineage: Eukaryota; Metazoa; Chordata; Actinopteri; Scatophagidae
Gene: dnajb14
Product: DnaJ heat shock protein family (Hsp40) member B14
Exons: 8
Coding region: 47-1183 (378 amino acids)
Biological process (GO): cellular response to misfolded protein
Cellular component (GO): endoplasmic reticulum membrane
Molecular function (GO): Hsp70 protein binding
Source: RefSeq, a predicted model, not a curated record
UUGUGUGAGAUGAUCAGCUGACUCUGCCGGAGGAAGAGGAAAGAAGAUGGAAGGGAACAGAGACGAAGCUGAAAAAUGUAUAAAUAUAGCGACGAAAGCUCUCGAAGCCGGGGAUAAAGAAAAAGCACUGAAGUUUCUCAACAAAGCAGAAAAGCUUUACCCAACUGACAGAGCAAAAGAUUUGUUGGACGCACUGACAAAAAAUGGGAGCUCAGCGGGAAACGGUGCAUAUCGUAGAAGACCAGCAGAGAGCUCAGAAAGCCGCGGUGCACAGCCGGAAAGGGAAAGCCACGAGUCUGGAGGAGGCGACUCCUCCAAAGGCUUCACCCAAGAGCAGGUGGAAGGUGUGCAGAGAAUAAAGCGGUGUAAGGAUUACUAUGAAGUGCUGGGUGUCAGUAAAGAAGUCGGUGAUGAGGAGCUAAAGAAAGCCUACAGGAAACUAGCACUCAAAUUCCAUCCGGACAAAAAUCAUGCACCUGGAGCCACAGAGGCCUUUAAAAAGAUUGGCAAUGCGUAUGCAGUGCUGAGCAACCCAGACAAAAGGCGGCAGUACGACCUGACGGGAGGAGAGGAGCCGAGCAGUCCGGGUCACUCACACGGAGGAGGCUUUGACUUCCACAGAGGCUUUGAGGCUGACAUCACUCCUGAGGACCUCUUCAACAUGUUCUUUGGAGGGGGCUUCCCUUCCUCAAGCGCGCACGCCUUCAACAACGGCAGAACAAGUUACAGCCAACAGACGGAUUACCGGCAAGAGAGGACAGAAGAAAGAGGAGAUGGUGGUUUCUCAAUGUUUAUCCAGCUGAUGCCCAUCGUGGUCCUGAUUUUAGUGUCAAUACUGAGCCAGAUGAUGGUGUCCCCUCCACCUUACAGCCUCUACUCUAGACCGUCUACGGGUCAGACCGUGAAACGGCAGACGGAAAACCUGCGUGUUGACUACUAUGUCACUAGAGAUUUCAAGUCGGAGUUUAAGGGCUCAGCGCUGCAGCAGAUUGAGAAAAAUGUAGAAGAGGACUAUGUAUCUAAUGUCAGAAAUAACUGUUGGAAGGAGAGACAGACAAAAACAGACCUGCUGUACGCUGCUAAGGUAUACAGAGACGACCGGAUGCGCAGGAAGGCAGAACUCAUGACCAUGGAUAACUGCAAGGAGCUGGACAGACUAAAUAACCUGUUCAGAGGCGGAUGAGUCGGACGCUUUUAGAUCAUGUAAAUGUGUAUGAAGAGAUAUGUAUGUUCAUGUUUUGUUUUUUUUAAAGAAAGAGUCUUUACACUAGGAGGAAAAAAAUACUUAAUGAAAUAAUUUAGCUAUAUUGUUGAAGUUUUAAAAUGUCCCUCUCAUCAUAACCCCUGAGCCAACUCCUCCCCCUUCCUCACUCCAGCCUGAUCCCAGGAACCGCCUUGUCUCAAUGAACCAGAGAAUCUACACUCGCACUGUAGAAAACCUUAGACUUUUUUUUUUUUCUUUUUACAAACUCUGCUUUGGCAUUUUCUGAAAAACAAGAAGGACAAGGACGCUUGAUUGUAAAGGCAUGUGCUUCGAGUAGCGAGAACCCAAGAGACUUUCUGCACAAGCAAUUCACUGUCACAAGAUCAGCAAAUGGCUUUCAGCAUCAUCUGCUUGACAUAAAUAUAAGAUGGGAUAAUUUGUAGGUUCAUCCUAAGGUGCUGUCAUCUAGACAAACUCCCUUCCCCGAAGAACACAGGAACAGCAGAUGGAAAUAAAAUUUCACGUAAUGCUUCUUUCGGCUUUCUACCCACCUCCAGGAGUGGGCGAAGGUUAAUGGAUCAUGGAGAGAUUACCUGUGAUUUUGCUACUUGAGAACAUUUUAUGUUGUUCGCUUCAAAAUGUGACAUUGUUUGGGACUAAACGUGGAAGGACUUAUUCAUAAAUGGUUGUACAUUUUCAUUUUUGAAUGUUUGAAGUUUAUGCAGUUAUUUAAGUAACUAUAGAAGAAACAACGUUUUUCUUCAGUGCUCGCCUACUAAUCAUUUAAAUAAAGUAAAACUAUUACCAUA